UCGUUUUUGAAUAUCUUUAUUUACUCUGUACUCUCUCUUUCUUCUCUCUUUAUACACGAGCAGCCCAUUCCUACGAUGCUCGUUGCUUUCCUCCCUCAACCCUCGACCUGACUUCCGUCCACCCGUCGCACCACUUGCGCCGCAGCGCGCGCUCUUCCUCCCCUAAACCCAGUACGACCAGCAUGACCUCUUCCCCCCUGUGUGACAAUGUCGACUGCCUCAUUCCACCAAUUCAAUCAUGCCCCCGCGCCACCUUCCGGCCUGGACAUCCUCGCCGAGAGCUCGGAGUAUGCGCUCGGGAAACCCCCCCGGAACCCGUCGCUUUCCGGGAAUAACGAGAACGGCAUCAAUGGCGCAUCUGGUGUUGGGGAAUUGUCGCAGCAGGAUUCUUUCGAGGAAGGCGUGAAUCGGAAAAGGCCGUCUAUGGAGUCAGCCUCGGCUCCUGUUCGGAGGAGGAUUAGCAGGGCGUGCGAUCAGUGUAAUCAAUUGAGGACGAAGUGUGAUGGGAAGAAUCCGUGUGCACAUUGCGUUGAAUUUGGCUUUGCGUGCGAGUAUGCUCGAGCGCGCAAGAAACGUGGGAAGGCGUCUAAGAAAGAUCUUGCUGUUGCUGCGGCUGUGGCCACCGUGGGAGCUGCGAAUCCAUCGUCGGAUCGUGAUACGGAUACAGAUAGAGUGAAUAAUGGUGUUGUGGCGAGAGAACAGAAUUCUCAGGAUGGGUUUUCGUCGCGAGAGACUACGACGUUUGAUGCUGCUCGGAACGCCAAUGUGCCGGCGCAAUCGCAUUUACAAUCUUCGGAGAUGCCAGGCAUGGUUGGGAUACAGAAUUCGAACCCCGUUCAGCAAGGUGCCCCGGCCCAGGCCCAGCAAACACACUUGGGUACUGCUGUGGAUGGGUUACAGGGCACUUUGAACGAUUCGAACCGGCCUAUGUCUGUCUCUGAUCUCAGACCAUUGCAGAUGCUUCAUCCGUCGAAUACGAAUUCCCGCUCGCCGUCGACAAACAUGCUGCCACCGAAUGGCUUCAGUUAUCCAGAAAGUGCAUACCCGCUGAUGAACCCGCAAGAACAGAAUCCAUCAUCUUUGAAUCAUUUUCGUCUCGCUGGCUCAGCAGAGAACCCUUCAGCUCCGUUUAUGGGGCUUUCUCCUGCACCGUCACCUGGAUGGCUGCCUCUUCCUCCUCCGUCUCCUGCCAAUUUCCCAUCGUUCAGCAUGCAUCCGUUCCCUAGUUCAUUACGAUACCCUGUGCUACAACCAGUGUUGCCUCACAUCGCAUCUAUAAUACCCCAGUCGCUAGCUUGCGACCUUAUGGAUGUCUAUUUCACCAGUUCUUCCUCCUCUCAUAUCUCGCCCCAAUCGCCAUAUGUGGUCGGAUAUGUCUUUCGCAAACAAUCGUUCCUCCAUCCAACAAAGCCACGAGUGUGUAGCCCUGCACUCUUGGCUAGUAUGCUCUGGGUAGCUGCACAGACGAGCGACGCCGCAUUCUUGACAUCACCCCCGUCAGCACGAGGGAGGAUCUGUCAGAAGCUGCUUGAACUGACCGUUGGUUUGCUACGACCUUUAAUACACGGUCCUGCUGCGGGAGAGACGUCUCCCAAUUAUGCUGCCAACAUGGUUAUCAACGGCGUCGCUCUAGGCGGGUUUGGAGUCUCAAUGGAUCAAUUGGGUGCGCAGAGCAGUGCAACAGGGGCCGUGGAUGAUGUUGCGACGUAUGUACAUCUAGCCACCGUUGUUUCUGCGAGUGAGUACAAAGCAGCUAGUAUGCGAUGGUGGACUGCAGCUUGGGCUUUGGCGCGAGAACUGAGACUCGGUCGUGAGUUGCCACCUAAUGGUCCCAAUUCACGGCAGAAUGGAGAGGGGCGAGAUGGUGAUAUGGCGGAAAAUGCUCAGCAGCAGCAGCCUUUGGUUACACCUAUGGGAAAUGGAGUAGAAAUUACGAAAGAAGAGCGAGAAGAGCGUCGGCGGAUUUGGUGGUUGCUGUAUGCGACUGAUCGUCAUUUGGCACUCUGCUAUAAUCGUCCGUUGACUCUGCUCGACACGGAAUGUUCAAGGCUACUCCAGCCGAUGAACGAUGAUCUCUGGCAGGCGGGAGAUUUCACCAAUGAUGCUUACCGUACACCAGGGCCGCCGUUGGAGUGCACAGGUCACAGCAUGUUUGGCUAUUUUCUGCCCUUGAUGACCAUUUUGGGUGAGAUAGUCGACUUACAGCAUGCAAGAAACCAUCCGCGAUUUGGACCAACGUUCCGCAACAGCAACGAAUGCAACGCGCAGAUGCUAGAGAUUACCCGCCAGCUUGACGGAUAUAACCGGAGUUUAAAGGAAUUCGAAGCGCGCUACACCAGCAACCUAGUCCUAGGGACAGAAUCAGAGCCCACGGCAGUUGACGGCACACACCUUGACCACGUCAGCCCAUCCGGCCGCUCGAGUAGCAGCGCCGUCGGAACUCGAGUUAGCGAGUCCAUCGUGCACACGAAGACAGUUGUCGCCUAUGGCACUCAUAUCAUGCACGUCCUUCACAUCCUGUUAACAGGAAAAUGGGACCCUGUCAACUUACUCGAUGACAAUGACCUCUGGAUUUCAUCCGAUUCAUUUAUCUCCGCCCUAGGCCAUGCCGUCAGCGGCGCAGAGGCUGUGGCAGAUAUCCUCGAAUAUGACCCGGAUCUGAGCUUUAUGCCGUUCUUCUUCGGAAUCUAUCUGUUACAGGGUAGCUUUUUGUUGCUUUUGACGGCAGAUAAAUUGCAAGGUGAUGCUAGCGCUAGUGUUGUACGGGCUUGUGAGAUUAUUGUCCGCGCGCAUGAGGCUUGUGUUGUGACGUUGAAUACGGAGUAUCAGGCUAGUCCCCUUCCUUUGGUUAUAUUGCUAUUGCAUGUCUUGCUAAUGCCUUGCAGAGAAACUUCCGUAAGGUGAUGCGCUCGGCUCUCGCACAGGUUCGGGGUCGGGUACCCGAGGAUUUUGGUGAGCAGCAGCAACGGAGGCGGGAUGUUUUGUCGCUUUAUCGUUGGUCUGGGGAUGGUGGGGGGCUUGCGUUGUAAUAUGGAGUAUCUCCAUCUCUGCUUCAAUUUUGUGUUUUCUCUUUCUUCUUUUCUUGCUUUUCUAGAUACUGCGAUGUGAUACCACUGAUUUAGGAAAUGAGUUUGUUGAAUGGGAGUUUGGAGACGUGCUUUAUAUUUGUACUUUACUGUACUAUGGCUUGUAUUGAAACAUCUCCUGUAUAUAUAUAAAUAUACCUGUUACAUAUAUG
Aspergillus glaucus CBS 516.65 is the source of this 3238-nucleotide messenger RNA. It is a transcript of the gene xlnR, whose product is annotated as putative C6 transcription factor. The record is from RefSeq and is a predicted model, not a curated record. Lineage: Eukaryota; Fungi; Ascomycota; Eurotiomycetes; Eurotiales; Aspergillaceae. Gene Ontology annotation, molecular function: zinc ion binding; DNA-binding transcription factor activity, RNA polymerase II-specific; DNA binding. Bases 208 to 2904 code for a protein of 898 amino acids. The transcript has 2 exons. Gene Ontology annotation, biological process: DNA-templated transcription; regulation of DNA-templated transcription.